ACAUUUCGAUAAAAAUAAAUAAAAAGCAAAAAUAAAUGUGUUAUACAUUUUGGUAUACAAUAAUGUGUAAAAGCCAAAUCCUCAGGCUAUACUAUGAUGAUUCAGUUGAGAAAUAAGCCUUGAGAUUUAUUUGACGUUUUAAAUGGCAGAAUGUUUUCGUUUUCAGAUUAUCAUUUUACUAUUUGAUUGAAGUGUUCCAUACAUCGGUUAAUAAAAGCUCAAAUCGUGCCCAUAAAAUCUACAGUGUUUACUUCGAAGUUACAUUGAACGAAUCAUUUUAAAAAUCAAACGAAAUCACUUACUCAAAAUGAAUUUUAAAGUUGUUGUCUGUUUUGCCACGGUGAUUUUGUCGAUGGUAUCAUUUGCAAAUGUAUCUGCUGAAUCGUGCGUAUGUGAAUGUCAAAAAGGUGAUAAUCCAAGGUCAGAUGUGACAACCAGUGCAUCAACAACGACCAGCACAACACCGGGUCCGUAUUAUCCCGAUCACAGUCCAACGGAUUGUGAUCGACAACGAGAAAGGGAACGUGACGAACGUGAACGACAGGAAGCAGAAAGGGACAGAGAGAGACAGCGGUUGGAGCGUGAACGUGAGCGACUGCGACAGGAAUGGGAACGACGAGCGAAUGAAUGUGAGAAGCGGGAAAAAGGGAGACGACAAAAGGAGCGUGAACAAAAAGAACGGGACGAACAAGAGAGAAGACGCCAACAAAGUGCUUCGGAACGCGAAGAGCAUGAACGAAAUGAACGUCAUCGAUAUGAUGGACAAAAACCCGAUACCUGUAACACCAGCUACGAUGCCAUCACAAUCAUUUGGAAGGAACUCUUCAUUUUCAAAGAUCGUUAUUUGUGGCGGAUCGGUGAAAAUGGAUUGCAUAGCGGUUACCCGGAUGAGAUCAAUCGUAUAUGGUCGCAAUUGCCAAGUAAUUUCACACACAUCGAUGCCGUCUAUGAGAAUAAACACAAGAAAAUUGUUUUUUUCAUUGGAAAAAUGUAUUACGUUUUCAAUUCAAUUCAAUUGGAGGAUGGUUACCCUAAAGCAUUAACCUCUCUCGGGUUGCCAGCAUCAGUAGAUAAAAUCGAUGCAGUUCUGGUGUGGGGUCACAACGAUCGAACAUAUUUCUACAGUGGAACCAUGUAUUGGAGAUUCAACGAAGAUAUUCAUCAGAUGGAACCAGAUUAUCCACGUGAUAUGUCAAUUUGGCGAGGUAUUGGUUAUCACAUCGAUGCAGCCUUUCAAUAUAAAGACGGGAAGACGUAUUUCUUUAAAGGGAAAUCAUUUUGGCAAUUUAACGAUUCAAUAAUGCAUGUGACACGAAGUAGACCCGAUUCAUCGGCGGUGCGAUGGAUGGGAUGUCCUCGAGUCACAUCAACCUAUUCCAAUGCGGUGUAUGAUGAUGGAUCUUGCGGCAACUCGAACUUUAAAUGAAUCGCGCGAUUGAAUAACCUCCUUCGUUCAAUGUGCCGCAUUUAUUUGAAAAACAUAAUAAUCUAAUUUUAAAGAGACGCUUAAACCACAAGAGGAAGAAUGGAGAAAAAUCGAACAAAACCACCCUUAUCAUAAUACGAAAAUAAGACCAUUUUUAUUGAUAGAAUAUAUCUUGUUUUUAAACCAAAAUGAAUUUCGUUUUUGUUUUGAAAUUGAUGAAAAUUUUUUUGUUAAAA
This is a messenger RNA of Sitodiplosis mosellana (orange wheat blossom midge), 1662 nucleotides long. Its product is annotated as matrix metalloproteinase-2-like. The record is from RefSeq and is a predicted model, not a curated record. The coding region runs from base 308 to 1426 and encodes 372 amino acids. The transcript is spliced from 6 exons. Lineage: Eukaryota; Metazoa; Arthropoda; Insecta; Diptera; Cecidomyiidae.